AUGUAUGUGAAAUGCUUUGAAACAGUAAUGUUUUACUAUGUGAUUUUAGUGUAUUUAGUGAAUGUCACUUUUUCACAUUUUUAAAUUUUUCCCGCCGUUCCGUCCCCGUACGCCCUGACAUCGCAGGGAAUGGAACCCAGAAGACAGGUGCCGGCAUCGGCCGGAGGACAUUGUCGGGGACGCUGCAGGAGGGACAUCGCAGGAGCAAAGGACAAGGUAAGUGAAGAAGAGAUCCCGGAGCAACACUGCUUGUGUAUUCCCGAGUGUAGCUCGGGGUAAAGUUUCAGUACCACAAGCGGUAACCCCGAGCUACACUCGGACUUACC
Molecule: messenger RNA, 326 nt
Organism: Staurois parvus
Lineage: Eukaryota; Metazoa; Chordata; Amphibia; Anura; Ranidae
Source: the annotation of a GenBank genome assembly